ACGUCCUAUAAGAAAGCCGUAGUGGCGGUCCUCAGUCCUCGACCAGAAAGAAAAGGAAAAGGAAAAACUGAAAUUUGAGAAAAAAGCAAAAUUAUCAACACAUUAUUGGCUGAAGUGAUGCGUACGGUUACACGCGCCGCCGCAGUGAAUGGUCAAAACAUUUUUGGCGGUCAUAACUACAUUAAUUGAAGUAAUUCUGCGUGCAGUUGAAAAACAUAGAAAGAGAAGACCAAUGAAAUGAUCCACAACCAGAAGAGAGAGAGAAAGCGCAAUAAGCUACAGCGUACAGAGAAUAACGACGAGUAGAGAGAGAGAGAGAGAGAGAGAGAGAGAGAGAGAGAGAGAGAAAUCGCAAAAAGGCGGCUUCCUCAGCUCACAGUUUCUUCAUUUUAGCUACAAUUUUGUUCAUAGGUAAUCAAGGCCACAAGCGAUUGUAGCUGUAGAUCCAUUCAAUCAAUUCUUCCAUAAAUAUGUGUAGCGAGGGGGCGAGAGAAGAGAGUCAACUUGGAUAUAGAGAAUAUUAGCUCGGUGGAAUUUUGAUUUUUUUUUUUUUUUUAAAGUCGAAUUGCAAUGGAAAAUACAACAGCAUCAGCUGAGCCGCCGUCACAGGUACCGCCAGCGGAGGAGCUGCUAAAGAAGAUCCAGGAGCUGGAGGCAGGGCAUGCGCGCUUGAAAGAGGAGAUGUCGAAGCUCAUGGUUUCGAACGAUUACAGAUCAGAGAGACAAAGGUCACACUCUAUCUCCCCGCAACGGCCGCGGCGGUUGAAGCUUGGUGGCGGCGGAAGGCAUGGUGGAUUUGAGGGUGGCGCUAUGGCUGUGUGGAAAAGGGGUUCUGCCUCAUUUCGACAUUCUUCUCCGCUGCAGAGGGAGAGUAGUAGUAAAGACGUGUAUAGAGGCGAUGACGGCGGCGAAAGCUGUGGUGUCGGAGGUCCAGCUUCUGUGAAAUUUAGUGAUAGACAAUAUUUGAAUAUAUUGCAGUCAAUGGGCCAAUCAGUGCAUAUACUUGAUCGUAAUUCUCGAAUAAUUUACUGGAAUCGAAUGGCUGAACACCUGUAUGGUUAUUCAGCUGCAGAGGCUCUGGGGCGAAGUAUCAUGGACCUCCUAGUGGAUCCUCGAGAUUUUAAUAUGGCUGGUGAUAUUAUUAGUCGUGUGUGCGUGGGUGAGAGUUGGAAUGGACAGUUCCCAGUGAAGAAUAAGCGAGGGAUUAGAUUUUCUGUAAUGACAACCAAUACCCCUUUCUAUGAUGAUGAUGGUACUUUGAUUGGGCUGAUAUGUGUGUCAACAGAUGUAAGCCCAUUUCAAGAAGCAAAGGCAGCAUUCACUGCGGCAAAGCAGAUGGAUUCUGAUUCAAGUUCUAGCAGGGCAAGAAGCAUUGCUUCUGAAAAACUUGGGCUUGAUCCUCAGCAACCUUUGCAAGUUGCAAUUGCCUCAAAACUAUCCAAUUUGGCUUCAAAAGUGAGCAACAAGGUUAAGUCAAAAAUAAAAACUGUGGAGAGCGGUGUGGUUCGUGAAGGUGGAAGUGUAGAUAGUCAUCAAUCCAAUCAUGUUUUCUCCGAUUCUGCUUUGUCAGAUCACAGAGAGGAUGCAACUUCGAGUGGAGCUAGUACUCCAAGAGGAGAUAUACAUCCUUCUCCAUUUGGAGUGUUCUCUAAUGCUUCCAAGGAGGACUCCCCUGAAAAAUACUCCAGAGAUUCUGGGGAUGAGAGUGAGGGUAAACCUAGGAUCUCCAAGAUAAUUACUUCAAAGGCAGAAGCAUGGAUUCAGAAGAGGACUUUAUCUUGGCCAUGGAAAGGAAAUGAACAAGAAGGAUCUGAGGCACGAAAUACUCGUUUCGGCUGGCCCUGGUUACAUAAUGACCAAGACAAUGAUUAUAGUCAGCCUCAAAAUAGUUCUAAUCUGGCAAUAAAGCCAGAAAGUCAAAUGGGUGAAAUUAAUCGCACCACCAUGAAUGAGGCUUCAGGAUCAUGGUCAUCAUCAUUUAAUGUUAAUAGCACAAGCAGUGCGAGUAGCGCUGGAAGUACCAGCAGUAGUGCUCUUAAUAAAGUUGACAUUGAUACUGAUUGCUUGGACUAUGAGAUUUUAUGGGAGGAUUUAACAAUUGGGGAACAUAUUGGUCAAGGUUCAUGUGGAAAUGUUUAUCAUGCUCUGUGGUAUGGAUCAGAUGUUGCUGUUAAAGUAUUUUCCAAGCAAGAAUAUUCUGAUGAUAUUAUUUUUUCCUUCAGACAGGAGGUGUCACUAAUGAAAAGACUUCGACAUCCAAAUAUUCUGCUUUUCAUGGGUGCAGUAACUUCUCCUCAACGUCUCUGCAUUGUUACCGAGUUCCUCCCAAGAGGAAGUUUAUUUAGGUUACUUCAGAGGAAUACAUCCAAAUUAGAUUGGAGACGGCGUGUCCACAUGGCUUUAGAUAUAGCACGAGGGAUGAAUUAUCUCCAUCAUCUCAACCCACCACUUGUUCACCGUGAUUUGAAGUCUUCAAAUCUUCUUGUUGACAAGAACUGGACUGUGAAGGUGGGGGACUUUGGAUUGUCAAGGGUCAAACAUGAAACAUAUCUGACAACAAAGACGGGUAAAGGAACGCCUCAAUGGAUGGCUCCGGAAGUUCUUCGCAAUGAGCCUUCAGAUGAGAAGGCUGAUGUGUACAGUUUUGGGGUGAUAUUGUGGGAAAUUGCUACUGAAAAGAUCCCUUGGGAAAACCUCAACACGAUGCAGGUGAUUGGGGCAGUAGGAUUCAUGAACCAACGGCUAGAUAUUCCAAAGGAUGUGGAUCCACAGUGGGCUUCUAUAAUCGGGAGCUGCUGGCAUAGCGAGCCACAGUGUCGUCCAUCCUUCCAGGAAUUGAUGGAUAAGUUUAAAGAUCUGCAAAGGCAGUGUGCUAUUCAGAUUCAAGCGGCUCGCAAUGCUGCAACGGAGAGUAGCCAAAAGGAGUCAUAGAUGAAAUUGGUGUGUGUUUAUGUUGAAGUUGAGCAAGGAGAUUGCGACAGAUGAAGUGAGUGGUUCUCAAAGUUUGCGGUGUCGGUGGAUGGCGGAUGGCUGGGUGGGUGGCAUGGGCGCCAUUAAUUGAAAGCAAAAUUUGCUUGUGUUGUCGGAAUGAUCGAACGAAAAAUUGAAGGCAUAUAUAUGCCUAGUUGGUGUUUGCCAAUGCAGGGAAAUUAGAGUGACACAUACAGGGCAAAAACAGCUAUCUCAAAUGAGUUGAUGAAUUGAGUGAGUGGUGGCCUAUUAUUAUUAUUAUUAUUACUACUACUAUUAUUAUAUAUUAUAUUAUAUAUUUGUGGGAGUGAAUUCAUGUUCUGGAUGCUUGCAGCUUUUAUACGGAGUAGUAUGGAAUCAUUCAGAACCUCUGUAAAUCCUACUAUUCUAGUCCAACCGGCCAUUUGCAGUUGAGUGUAUGCAUCUGACUCAAAUUCACUUAUUCACAAGUAUAUACAUGACAUU
Messenger RNA from Ipomoea nil (Japanese morning glory), 3435 nucleotides. RefSeq names its product RGS domain-containing serine/threonine-protein kinase A. The transcript has 13 exons. NCBI's taxonomy places the organism in Eukaryota, Viridiplantae, Streptophyta, Magnoliopsida, Solanales, Convolvulaceae. The record is from RefSeq and is a predicted model, not a curated record. The coding region runs from base 571 to 2931 and encodes 786 amino acids. Gene Ontology annotation, biological process: protein phosphorylation. Gene Ontology annotation, molecular function: ATP binding; protein kinase activity.